Messenger RNA from Blepharisma stoltei, 576 nucleotides. NCBI's taxonomy places the organism in Eukaryota, Ciliophora, Heterotrichea, Heterotrichida, Blepharismidae. The record is from the annotation of a GenBank genome assembly.
AUGUUUAAGAACACGUUCCAGUCUGGAUUCCUCUCGAUCUUGUACAGCAUAGGAAGCAAGCCUCUGCAGAUUUGGGACAAAAGUGUGCGAAAUGGACACAUAAAACGAAUAACUGACCAAGACAUCCAAAGCUCUGUGCUCGAAAUCAUGGGAACCAACGUAAGCACCACCUUUAUAACUUGUCCAGCAGACCCCAACAGCACCUUGGGAAUCAAGCUGCCCUUUCUUGUGAUGAUUAUCAAGAAUUUGAAGAAAUACUUCACCUUCGAGGUGCAGGUCCUCGAUGACAAAAACAUCAGGAGACGGUUUCGGGCUUCCAAUUACCAAAGUACCACAAGGGUAAAACCUUUUAUUUGUACAAUGCCUAUGAGGCUGGACGAGGGUUGAAACCAAAUCCAGUUCAAUUUGUCGGAUUUUACAAGGCGAGCCUACGGAACCAAUUAUAUUGAAACACUCAGGGUGCAGAUUCAUGCAAACUGCAGGAUGAGGAGAAUUUAUUUCUCAGAUAGACUGUACUCCGAAGAAGAGUUGCCGCCUGAGUUUAAGCUCUUUUUGCCGCUUCAGAAACAGAGUUAA